Molecule: messenger RNA, 3052 nt
Organism: Brassica napus (rape)
Lineage: Eukaryota; Viridiplantae; Streptophyta; Magnoliopsida; Brassicales; Brassicaceae
Exons: 1
Coding region: 1802-2896 (364 amino acids)
Source: RefSeq, a predicted model, not a curated record
AAAAAAACUAAACAGGUGUAUUAAAAUAUAAGGCAUAUUACAAUAUAUAUUUCAAAUUCAUCUAGUAAUUUUCACAGUAAUAAAAAUACAAUACUACUAAAUGUGCUUUAGCGGUAAUUAGACCUUUUUGCAAAAACAAUAUUUAUAAAUGACGUUUAACAUAGGAAAAGAUAUAAUCUUAUAGUUCAACUAAUAAUUAUGCAAAUAUUUUAGUAUAACAUCAAAUUCUUUUGAUUGGAAAAAAUAAAACUAUUAAAAAGUUAUCGACAUAGUGGUUUAUCUUUAAUUCACGGAGAUUUUUACGAUUUUUCUAGGUUUGACCUACACAUCUCUUUGUGAAGUAGUAUUUCAGCUAAAGACUCUAGGAUCUCAAGUUUUUGUACUACAUAUGAGUUAAGAGUAUCGUUUUUUCUUCUUAAAUACGUAAUGUCAUAUUUACUCGUUCUUUAUGAAAGGAAUUUCUGUACCAGUCCUAGUCACGAUUCCAAAAGAUCAAUUAGAUUGGUUUAUGGCAAUAUAUAACUUUUUCCUCGUUUUGAAUUUCAAGCUCUAUCAUGCAUUUUACAACAACAAAAAAUACAGUUACGCAUGUCUGAACUAUAUUAAUCUAACGAUUAAUCAUUGUAUGCAAAAUGAUUAGUGUUUACAGCAUUAACCCAGUAACCCAUAACAUUAAUUUAGUGUUAAAACCACACUAUUUAAGUGUAGUUUCAACACUAAUAACUUUUUUUCAACUACAACACCAAACUUCAUACUAAAACUAUUCCAAUACUAUUAUAAUAUUAAAUUGUAACUUUUGAAUUAUUUAAUAAUUAAAAUAGAAAUAAUCAUUAUGUAAUUAUAUCACAAUAAAAUUUGAGUAUGGUGAAUAGUGUUACAUAAAAUUUGAGUGUUGUAUUUCGCAAUUUUUUGGUUGGACUGAAGAUGGUUUGUAUUGGAUUGAGGAUGGUUCAUGCCAAUCCUUAGGGACCAUUAGCUCGGUUAGGAUUGUAAUAGUGGUUUGUCUUGUGUUUUUGAGUUAGUAGAAGUUAUUGUAUCAUUGAGGUCGAAUUUAGGAGGUUUUAAAAGUUGGAAUACUUCGAGUUGUGGAGUAUUUUCGGCUCUUUGUUGACUAGGAACCGUGUGUUUGAUUACCGAUAGUCUUGGUUCAAAUCCAAAAGCACCUCGGUGUUACUGUUAAUCCAUGUUCUUCAAGGUAAUAUGUGGUGAUUAACAGUUUGUACUUGAUUGAAUCUCGGAGUCGAAUCAGAGUCUAUUUGUGUAAUUUGUGGUCUCAGUUAUGUGGUCGAAUUUAGGGUUUAAGAAACGUCUCAGCUCGGAUUGCGUAGGAUUUAACUUAGUGUUCUUAGAUAGUAUCAGAUCGUGUCGUUAAUAUGUUGGGUUAAAGUUUAUUGUGGUUGUAAUCCCAUUCACCUUGUUAACAAGUUGUUGUUUGAGCACAAAAAAUCACAGUAAAAUAGAAUUUUGGAGUUGAGUUAUAUAAAUGACAUUAAACCCACAAAAGGAGGAUAAAGACGGGAACAACGUACACGGAAAAAACGCGAACAGUAACAAGGAUAGUCAAUAAUACACGUAUCAAUUGGUCAUGAGGACCGCACAAGAGGAUUGUCACAACAUUAACAUAUAUAAAUAAAAAGAAAUUUCAUUUUUAUUUUAUCUAUAUACAUUACCAUACUGAUAGAAGUUUAUUUCUGUUAAUAGCUAAAAUUCAACAACUGAGAUUACAUACAUUCAGAGUAUCUAAUAUAUUUCAUAAAUAAUAAAUUUAAAAUAGAUCUGUUUCCUUUAUUGUUAAAUUAUUAUGAAUUUCCAAAUUUGUUUCCUUCAUUCGUACCAAUAUAAAAAGAUACACAACAAUAAAAAGGUUAACCAAGCUCUGAGAUCAACUUACAAAAUGUAUUCAAUCCCAAAUGGUUUAAACUCUUAUGGUGACAAUACUAUGAAUCUUCACGAUUCUGUUCCCACCCAAAUGAACUCCAGCUUUGGGGAUCCCGAGACUAAAAUGUUUCGGUCAAUGUUCACUACUUCUGUCAUCACAAACCAUCAUGGUUUGUUCUCUUCCUCUCAUGCUUCUAACUGUUAUCGAGAUUCAUCUUCUUUUGGUUUCAAUAAUUCACAUGCGGCUUAUCAGAUGAGAACCAACAUGGUCUCUGAUGUCGUUGAUUACUUUCCUAUUAACCAUAACCCACAAGUUUCUCAAGUCUCCAUCACCCAAACUAUCACAAGAAGGUACUCUGUUAUAGUUCCUACCCGUAGUUUGAUCACUGCCCAAAAUGAAUACGAACGUGCUAUGAAUCCCAACAUUUCAUAUCCUUCCUUUUACCCUCAAACUUUUGUUGACAAUCAGAGAACCCACCCUCAAACUUUUGUUGACAAUGAGAGAAACAUUUUAAAUCCUACACCUCUCAAUACCAUUUAUCCUAGGAAUGUAGACCAGUUUUCUUUUUCACCAAAUCACCACCAUGAUCAACAUGUUCCUCAUCGUCGACCAGUGAUUAAACGUCGAAAAUUUGAAGAAAUUUUUGACGGUUUUGAUUUUGAGGAUAAUGGUGUAUACGAUGGUCGGACACAUAGCCUACCGUAUGAAAAGUACGGUCCAUAUACAUGUCCCAAAUGCAAAGACGUGUUUGAUACUUCACAAAAGUUUGCAGCGCAUAUAUCUUCUGUUCACUACAAGAAUGAGACGGUCGAAGAAAAAGCAAAGAGAUACAGCGCGAGGAACAAAAGAAGAUUUCGUAAGAUAGACCAAACGAUGCAUGACGAAUCUCAAAUGAUCCAACCCGAAGAAAGAGUUGUAGAAGAAAGCGGAAGCAAUAAUAACAUUGCAAGUGGCAUUGAGGCUUCCCAACAACAGCUGGUUGUUAAGGAAGAACCUACUUAUGAUGUUGUUGAUUGAUAUGUUUUCUGUUUGGAGUUUUAUCAUAAUAUAUAUGUAUCUUUUGUUGUUGUUGUUGGAAUUUCAUCAUCCUUGUUGAUGAGUGAUUUAAUCACUGGGAUUAAAUCUCCGCAUUAGUGAAAAAAAUAAUUGAAUUAUUAUAAAUGUUUUGCGUUA